UGCACCCGGCGCCCUGCACCCCUCCCUCCCUGCCUGCCUGCCUCCCUGCCUCCCUCCCUCCGGCCCUCGGCCGCCACCAUGUCCCACCAGACCGGCAUCCAAGCCAGUGAAGAUGUUAAGGAGAUCUUUGCCAGAGCAAGAAAUGGAAAAUACAGACUUUUACAAAUAUCUAUCGAAAAUGAGCAACUUGUAGUUGGAUCUUCCAGUGAGCCCGCCGAAUCCUGGGAGAAGGAUUACGAUGCCUUCGUUCUACCCCUGCUAGAAGACAAGCAACCUUGCUACAUACUGUACAGGCUAGAUUCUCAAAACGCCCAAGGAUACGAAUGGGUCUUCAUCGCCUGGUCACCGGAUCACUCUCAUGUUCGUCAGAAAAUGUUGUAUGCAGCGACACGAGCCACCCUGAAAAAGGAGUUUGGAGGAGGCCAUAUUAAAGAUGAAGUGUUUGGAACCGUAAAGGACGAUAUUUCGUUAAACGGAUAUAGAAAAUAUUUGCUAUCCCAGUCCUCUCCUGCCCCACUGACUGCCGCUGAGGAAGAGCUACGACAAAUUAAAAUUAAGGAGAACCCAGAGGACCGUAAUGUGGUACAGACUGACAUUGGCGUAGACACUAAGCAUCAGACACUACAAGGAGUAGCAUUUCCAAUUUCAAGAGACGCUCUUGAGGCUUUGGAAAAAUUGAACAAUAAGCAGCUCAACUAUGUGCAGUUGGAAGUAGAUAUAAAAAAUGAGAUCAUCAUUUUGGCCAACACGACAAAUACGGAGCUUAAAGACUUGCCAAACCGGAUUCCAAAGGAUUCAGCCCGCUAUCAUUUCUUCUUGUAUAAGCAUUCCCACGAAGGAGACUAUCUGGAGUCUAUAGUUUUUAUUUACUCGAUGCCCGGGUACACGUGCAGCAUAAGAGAACGAAUGCUGUAUUCCAGCUGCAAAAGCCCUCUGCUAGAAAUUGUGGAAAGAAAACUGCAGAUGGAAAUAAUUAGAAAGAUUGAAAUCGAUAAUGGGGAGGAACUGACUGCAGAUUUUCUUUACGAAGAAGUUCACCCGAAGCAGCACGCACAUAAGCAAAGUUUUGCUAAGCCCAGAGGUCCUGCGGGGAAGAGAGGCAUCCGAAGAUUAAUCAGGGGACCAGCAGAAGCCGAAGCCACCACGGAUUAAAAGCCGUUCCGGGGGCUGGUAACGUUAAACUUCCCGGGACUAGGUGACAAACAAUCCAGCUUUGAGUACCGAAGAACCGAAAUCAUUCCACAUCGAUGUCUGUUAGAAAAACAAAACAAAAAAAAACAACUUGUAAUCUUUUUUAAUAGGACUUCUAGCUGAUGAUGUGUUUUUAAAGUCGUGUAUGGAAGAACUUUGAUUCCUACUGUUUUUCAGUUGCAACCAAAUGAAAUGUAAGUUAGUGACAUUGACUUUUUAGCACAUUAUUGGGUAGAACAUGGAACCCUUUCACCCGCUCCUUUUUCAGAAUCUCCUUGAUGAUUUCCAUGAUUCUCACAGUUUUUACUAUUGGGCCCAAAGCUAGCUAGUUUAGAGGUCCAAGUUAAAAAAAAAAAAAAAAUCAUUUUUAUCAGCCUCAAAAAAUAGUGUGCUUUGCUUUCUUUUUUAGCACCUAAUAGGCCAUGCCGUGGUUUUCAAGCAAAAACUAGAAAUAAUAUAAAACCUGGCAAUUAGCAGUGUUUAGUGCAAUUGUCAGCUUAUUUUCCACAUUGAAAAUGUAGUGUUCCCAAGCCUUCUGGGAGCGGGGAGCAGAAGUCAUUAAGAAUCCUCUCUUUCCCGCCUCUUGGACUUUAAGGGUCACGCCUUGUCAAUAAAAUGUACAAACACAGGAUAAGUUCCUCACCUUUUAAAAAAAAAAAAAGAUAUAUUCUCUUCUGGUUAUAUACUUGCCUAAUGCAAGCAUUUUCUUUUUGAGCCUCGCUUUAAAUACUGCUUUUUAAAAAGCAAAUCAAAAUGAAAAAUGGUCUGCUUGGCUAUAAACCAUUUAUCUGCGUUUUGCUGUCCUGGGCUGUCUAAACAAAUAUUUUGAGCCUAACUCUUCAGUACUUGAAAUUUAGAAGGACUAAGAACACUCCGUCACAUGUGAUCUGCAGCAAGAGCCAUGCUUGUCCACUAGGUUAGUUUUCUUCAUCAACUGAGGUGAGCUAGCAGUGGGAACUCCUGGGUUUAGACAUCCCUUAUACUGUUUAAGAAGAAUAUUAAAAGCCCAAAUUCCAUAGCCCGCAAAAGGAAACCCUCGAUUCACCUGAAAGUUUCAAGCAGUACAUGAUUUGCUGAAGCUAUUUAAGUGCACCUUUUGUGAGAAUGACCCACCGGAUAAACGAAUUGCUUUUGGAUUGAAUUUAAAAGAUAAUUGUGUAGGGGAGUUUUGUUUGUUUACAGAUGAGCGUAUAAUCACAUUUCUAUUAAGGUGCCAUAUCCCUUAUGGCAUCACUGCACUGUUCAUUCAUGCACAUCAAAGACUGUAUUCUGAUUUUUGUUUCUUGGGGACAAAAGUUGACUUGACAUAAAACUACCCCAUCUGAGUUGUAGCAUUACAUUCCAUGAGGAAGAAUCACUGGUAGAACAGCCUGCCACCUUAGUAACACAAUUGUUCAGUCAUAGGUGUUUUUCAGCAUUUUCCAGAUUAAAAGCACACUACAGUGUAUCAAAAUUGCCAUUCCAGAAGGUAUACUUUGUUUAAAAAAAAAAAAAAAAAAAAGAAGUCUUACGGAGUCACUGUGAUUGCUGAGAAUCAGCGUUCUGAUCGCGAUGGAGCUUACGUGAAAUGUUUGAAGUGUUUGAGCUCGCGUCCCCCAAAUGACAAACCCGUAGAAAACCGCCCCCACCCUUCUGCCCAAAUUAAUACAAUAAAGAUUUGCAUCCCUUCUACGAAAGUAUUAUCUCUGUACUUUCUAUGUCAACGGUUCCAUUUGUGAUUUUCUUCUGCUUUCUAAAAUCUCUCUCUUCCACUCUGGAUCAUUAAUCCUCAACUUCAGAUUUGUUUUGUCCAUCUUGCAUCCUGAGACGAGGAUUUUUUUGGUGCCAGUGGGCCUGGCAUAGUUCUGGUCUUGGGUAUUAAACUACAUCUAUCUACACCCCAA
Ornithorhynchus anatinus (platypus) is the source of this 3074-nucleotide messenger RNA. RefSeq names its product twinfilin actin binding protein 1 (gene TWF1). The transcript is spliced from 10 exons. Lineage: Eukaryota; Metazoa; Chordata; Mammalia; Monotremata; Ornithorhynchidae. The coding region runs from base 79 to 1152 and encodes 357 amino acids. Gene Ontology annotation, molecular function: actin monomer binding; actin filament binding. Gene Ontology annotation, biological process: barbed-end actin filament capping; actin filament depolymerization; positive regulation of neuron projection development. Gene Ontology annotation, cellular component: actin filament; myofibril; cytoplasm. The record is from RefSeq and is a predicted model, not a curated record.